AUGGAAACACAUAAAUUGGAAGAAAAUAAAAGCGAGAAUAAGUACUUGGUGUCAAGACCUAUUUAUUCAGAGGAUUCCUUCAAUGCUCAUCAUGAAAUGGUAGAAAGAGAUCACACCACAAUAGUGGAUCACCUGAAGCGGUCAUGUGGAUGUUCCACACAGAAAGCUAAGAGGAUUGCCUUAUCUUACUUCCCUAUUUUUUCUUGGCUUCCUGCUUAUCGAUUCAAGGAGUGGAUUCUCAGUGACAUCAUAUCAGGAGUUACAACAGGGCUUGUAGCUGUAUUGCAAGGUUUGGCAUAUGCGCUCCUUGCAAAUGUCUCCCCUGGCUAUGGAUUGUAUACUUCAUUUUUCCCAGUUGUAGUCUACUUUUUCUUGGGAACUUCCAGACAUAUAUCAGCAGGCCCUUUCCCUGUUGUGAGCUUGAUGGUUGGCUCAGUUGUAGCUACACUUGUACCUGAAGAUAAAUUUGAAAGUGCAAACAACAAUAUUACUAACUCUACUGCUGAGGAUUUACUGAAUGAAGAGCGUAUUAUUGUAGCAGCAUCUCUAACUUUCCUUGUUGGAAUUAUUCAGUUGGCUUUAGGACUUCUGCAAGUUGGCUUCAUAGUCAUAUAUUUGUCGGAGCCCUUAAUUAAUGGUUUCACAACUGCCGCAGCAGUUGAAGUGGUGGUGUCACAAUUAAAAUAUGUAUUUGGAGUUAAAAUUCCUUCAUUUAGUGGGCCGCUGUCCAAUUUUUAUGCAUUGAAGAGUAUCUUUUCCCAAAUCACAAAAACCAAUAUCGCUGAUCUUGUCAUAGCAAUAAUAAUAAUGAUUUGUGUUUACAUUGUGAAAGAACUUAAUGCCCGCUACAAGUCGAAAUUACGUGUGCCAAUCCCUAUAGAGAUCAUUAUGACAAUUAUUGCUGCUGGUGUGUCCUAUGCAUUUAAUUUUAAAGUCAAAUACAAUGUUACUAUUGUAGGAACAAUACAAAAAGGCUUUCAGCCACCUACAGCACCAAGUAUACCUGUUUUUCAAGCUUGCAUUGCUAAUUCUUUUUCUAUUGCUAUUGUUGGAUUUGCUGUGGCCUUUUCUGUUGCUAAGGUUUACUCAAUCAAGCAUAACUACAACAUUAAUGGAAACCAGGAAUUAAUUGCGUUUGGACUAAGUAAUAUUUUAUGUGGGUCAUUUAAAGGAUUUGCUGCAAGUACAUCUUUAUCAAGAUCAUCUGUACAAGAAAGCACUGGAGGCAAAACUCAGGUUGCUGGCAUCAUUUCUGGUAUACUUGUGUUAAUAGUAACACUGGCUGUCGGAUACCUCCUAGAACCUCUACCAAAGUCAGUUUUGGCAGGAAUUAUCCUGGUAAAUUUAAAAGGGAUGCUGAUGAAAUUCAAUGAACUUCCUGUGUUGUUUAAGAGAGACAAAUAUGACUGUCUUGUGUGGAUAUUAACAUUCCUAGCAUCUAUCAUUCUUGGUCUGGAUCUUGGGCUUGCUGUCGGUGUGGGAAUUGAACUUCUAACUGUGGUGUUCCGUGUGCAAUUCCCCAAGUUUACAGUAAUAGCCAAUAUUGAAAAAACUGACAUCUACAAAAAUAAGAAAGACUUUUAUGACAUUUGUGAGCCUAAAGGAGUUAAGAUUUUCAGAUGCCCAGCUCCUGUUUUCUUUGCCAAUAGUGAAUUCUUCAAAGAGAAACUCAUUGCCGCAGCUGGCUUUAAUCCACUGUGGGUACUUCGUAAGCGAAAUAAGGCACUGAGAAAAAUCAGGAAGCUGGUAAAGAAGGGAGAACUACAAGUCAACCCAAGAGGUGUGGUCUGCACAUCUUAUGAUUAUAAAGAGUCUGAUGAUGAAGAGGAAAUUGACAAUAACAGGAUUGAAGAGCUGGACAAACCAGCAAACACAGAUGAUCUGCCUAUUGUCAUCGACUGGAAUUCAGAUCUACCAAAUCACAUAAAGGUUCCCAGGAUUGAUGUACAUAGUUUGAUUCUUGAUUUUGGAGCAGUAUCAUUCAUUGAUAUGUCUGGAAUGAAAGCACUGAAAGGGAUUUUAAAUGAAUUUAUCAAGGUUGAAGUGGACAUGUACAUUGUUGCAGUGGAUGAUUCUGUAAUGGAGAAGUUAAAACGGAGCUCAUUUUUUGAUAAUGACAUUCAAACAUCAAUGUUUUUUCUCACUGUGCAUGAUGCCGUACUACAUGUUCUCGAAAAGAAAGGCCUUCAGCUCGCAUUAAAAAAUGGAACCAGCAAGGAAAACAAUAUUCCUACCUUUGCAAAUGGAGUUACAAAUGGAAACAUCUACAGUGAAGUCUUUGAUUCCAGGUUCAUGCUUCAGUAUGAUAGUACUGUCCCCAGAUGCCCCACAGGUAAAGUCAAGAGAACUGCAUUUAAAUUGAUACCAGUUGCUUCUUGGCUGCCCAUGUACAAUCUGAAGGAAUGGCUCCUUGGUGAUAUGAUCUCUGGCAUCAGCACAGGAAUGGUGUCUGUUUUGCAAGGCUUGGCAUUUGCUCUUCUGGUAAAUGUGUCUCCAGCUUAUGGACUCUAUUCCGCUUUUUAUCCCAUGAUAAUAUAUUUUUUUCUUGGAACAUCUAAACAUAUCUCCAUUGGUCCAUUCCCUGUUUUAAGCUUAAUGGUGGGGUCAGCUGUGAUGAGGUUAGUCCCAGACCCUGUCGAUGAGGAUGGAACAGUGAAUUAUAACAUAUUAAAUGGCACGGAUGAAUUAACAAUUGCUGAGCAAAGAGUUCUUGUUGCUGCAUCUGUUACAGUACUUGUUGGUAUAUUCCAGCUGGUGUUUGGAUUGUUACAAGCUGGGUUUAUAGUUAUCUACCUGUCAGAUCCUCUCAUAAGUGGCUUUACUAUUGCAGCUGCUAUACAUGUUCUGGUGUCUCAGCUUAAGUUUAUACUUGGAAUAAAGAUAUCAAACUUCAGCGGACCUUUAUCACUGUUCUUCACACUAGAGGACAUCUUUCAGAAGAUAAAUAGUACAAACAUGGUUGAUCUUGCUACAUCAAUUAUUAUUAUGGCAGUGGUCCUUAUUGUCAAAGAACUGAAUAAUCGAUAUCGGAUGAACAUACCCUUUCCCAUCCCUGUUGAGCUAAUAAUGACUGUUUUAGCAACUGGCAUAUCAUAUGCAUUUGACUUCAACAGGAAAUUUCAUGUGCAGAUAAUUGGAGCAUUAGAAAGUGGAUAUCAGCCUCCUAUAACACCAAGCAUAUCCAUUUUCCAAGAAUGUAUAGCUGAGGGUUUCACUAUUGCUAUUGUGGCCUUUGCUGUUGGAUUUUCAGUCGCCAGAGUCUAUUCCAUCAAACAUGAUUACCCCAUAAAUGGAAACCAGGAAUUAGUGGCAUUUGGAUUAGGGAACAUAUUUUGUGGCUGUUUUAAAGGUUUUGCAGUUAGCACAGCCCUGUCAAGGUCAGCUGUCCAGGAAAGCACUGGAGGGAAAUCCCAGAUUUCUGGUCUUAUCUCUGCUCUAAUUGUUAUGAUAGUGACUUUGGCUAUUGGCUUCCUUCUAGAAGCUUUACCUAAGUCUGUUCUUGGAGCCAUAUGUCUCAUUAAUUUAAAGGGAAUGCUGUUGCAGUUUAAAGAAGUGCCCAUACUUUGGAUGAAGGAUAAAUUUGAUUGUUUGGUCUGGGUGGUGACUUUCACAGCAGCGGUCAUUCUUGGCCUUGACCUUGGACUGGCAGCAGGAGUUGGAUUUGAGCUGCUGACUGUGGUUUUUAGAACACAGUUCCCAAAAUGCACACUCGUGGCAAGAGUUGGUAAAAGCAACAUUUAUAGGAACCGAAAGGACUACUUGGAUGUUGGCUUUAAUCCAGUGAGAGUUCUGCACAAACGGAAUAAGGCUUUGAGAAAAAUUAGAAAGUUACUUAAUAAAGGAAUCCUGCAGUUUUCACCAAAGGGUGUAUUAUGCACGUCUUAUCAGUACAUGGAUUCUUAUGAUGAUCUGGACAAUAUGAGGGUGGAGGAGCUGAACAAUCGCAUCAACACUGAUGACCUUCCGUAUACCAUAGAUUGGAACUGUGAGCUGCAACACAAUAUUGAAGUGCCCAAGCUCAAUCUCCACACAUUAAUUCUCGACUUUGGAGCAGUUUCGUUCAUAGAUGUGUCUGGGAUGAAAAGUCUGAAAACAAUUUUAAAGGACUAUUUGACAAUCGAAGUUGAUGUAUACAUUGCUAAUAUUGAUAGUACUGUGUUGGAUAAGCUAAAUCACUGUGGUUUCUUUGAUGACAGUAUCCAGACUGCUAUAUUGUUCCCCACAAUCCAUGAUGCUGUGCUGUAUGCACUAUCCAGAAGAAGCAUGCCUUAUUCCCAUAAUCGCCAAACUGUAAAGCCAGGAACAAUGAUAGAGCCCGUGGGUAACCAGUAUGUGGUGUCCAGAUCUGUAUAUUCAGAAAACAGUUUCCGCACUGAAAAUGAAAAAAUUCACAGAUAUCAUAAAACAUUCCUGGACCAUCUGUGUCUCUUUUUCGGUUGUUCUAAGGAGAAAGCCAAAAGAAUAGCUUACACCUUUUUUCCUAUCGCCUCAUGGCUCCCUAUGUACCGAAUAAGGGAAUGGAUCUUCGGUGAUAUUGUUUCUGGAAUCAGCACUGGCCUGGUGGCUGUCCUGCAAGGUCUGGCCUUUGCCCUUUUAGUAAAUGUGCCUCCUGGCUAUGGAUUGUAUGCAGCAUUUUUUCCUGUCAUUAUUUAUUUUUUCUUUGGUUCAUCGAAGCAUAUAUCAGUUGGUCCCUUUCCUGUUUUGAGUUUGAUGGUUGGAACAGCUGUACUCCGAUUAGUUCCUGAUGAUCAAACAGACCCAGAUAUCAAUGAAAAAAGAGUUGUUGUGGCAGCUUCUGUAACAGUGCUUGCAGGAAUCUUCCAGCUGGCUUUGGGACUGCUGCAAGUUGGAUUUAUUGUCAUCUAUUUGUCUGACUCCCUGAUAAGUGGCUUUACAACAGCUGCUGCCAUCCAUGUUUUAGUAUCACAGUUAAAGUUUGUGCUGGGGUUAAAAGUUGAUCCAUAUAGUGGACCUUUGUCCUUGUUUUAUACACUGAAAGAUAUCUUUACACAGAUUACCAAAACAAACAUUGCUGAUCUUGUUACAGCUAUGAUCAUCAUGGUUGUAGUGUUUGUAGUGAAAGAAAUUAAUGAUCGUUUUAAGUCAAAGAUUCCUGUACCUAUCCCAAUUGAGGUUAUAAUGACUGUCAUAGCAACGGGAGUUUCAUAUGCAUUUAAUUUCCAAUUAAAAUAUGGUGUAGACAUUGUUGGGAAACUAGAGAAAGGAUUCCAACCUCCAAUGGCUCCAAGCAUUUCAGUUUUUGAAUCCUGUAUAGGGGAUGGAUUUUCCAUUGCCAUUGUUGGCUUUGCUGUAGCCUUUUCUGUGGCCAAAGUCUAUUCAAUCAAGCAUGACUAUGUAAUCAAUGGUAAUCAGGAACUGGUGGCAUUUGGAUUAAGCAAUAUAUUUUGUGGCUGUUUCAAAGGAUUUGCUGCAAGCACCUCACUAUCACGAUCCGCUGUCCAGGAAAGCACAGGGGGUAAAACACAGGUGGCAGGACUUCUAUCAGCUAUAAUUGUUAUGAUUGUCACCUUGGCUAUCGGAUUCCUUCUGCAACCAUUACAAAAGUCUGUGCUUUCCGCAUUGGUCGUGAUUAACUUGAAGGGAAUGUUGAUGCAGUUUAAUGAAAUACCUAAUUUGUUUCGCAAGGACAAAUAUGAUUGUUUGGUGUGUUUGGUGACCUUUAUUUCUGCUGUUCUACUUGGGCUUGACUUUGGACUGGCAGCAGGAGUUGGAUUUGAGUUGCUAACUGUGGUAUUUCGUGCACAAUUUCCAAAAUGCUCACAGGUUGCAAACGUUAUUGGAACAGACAUUUACAGAAACAGAAAAGACUAUACAAAUAUAUAUGAACCUCAAGGAAUCAAGAUCUUCAGAUGUCCAUCACCAAUAUUUUUUGCCAAUAUUGACUUUUUUAAAGAUAAACUUGUUGCUGCUGCAGGGUUUAGCCCAUUGAGAGUGUUACGCAAGCGCAAUAAGGCUCUAAGAAAAAUAAUGAAGCUGAUGAGUAAAGGGGAACUUCAUUUUACACCAAAGGGUGUGAUAUGUACAUCAUAUGACCCCAAUGAGUCUGAUUAUGAAGAAAUAGACAAUAACAGCAUUGAAGAGUUGGACAAACCUAUUAACACUGCUGACCUGCCCAUUGUCAUCGACUGGAAUGCAGAUCUGCCAAAUAAUAUCAAGGUUCCCAGAAUUGAUCUUCAUAGUUUAAUCAUUGAUUUUGGAGCGGUGUCCUUCUUAGACAUGUCUGGAAUGAAAGGUCUAAAAGCGAUCAUGAAAGAGUUUAUCAAGGUUGACGUUGAUCUUUAUAUUGCUGGAAUAGACAGCAAUGUUUUAGAAAAACUAGAACGAUGUGGAUUUUUUGAUGAUGACAUCACUACCUCCAUGAUUUUCCUAACUGUCCAUGACGCUGUGUUACAUAUAUUGGUUAAGAAAAAUCUGUAUAGCAUAUCUAACUAUAAGGAGCCGAAGGAAGAGAUAAAGGAGACCAGAUUUGAUGCAAUGACAACUCCGAGUGAAAAUACCAAAAUAAAUGAAUAUUCUGACAAACAUUCACACAUAUUUGCAAGAAAGUAUGCGGUAUUUUUUCCUGAAAUAUAUGGAAACCUUAACUUGGCCAUACCCAGGAAAAACGAAUACGAUCCUUACAAGGGUGACAUUAUCCAUCCUUCUGGUGAUAUCCUGGGAAUGCUGAGUAUGCCAGAUCUUAUGAGAAGAUGCUACCGCACUCUGCUGGAGCAUCUGCUCUUGAAAUUUGGGUUCCUCAACUGUCCAAAGAUCUUAGCAGAAGGAUUGCGCAAUAACGCUCUGCAAUGCGGCAGCCAGAGGUAA
Nanorana parkeri is the source of this 6825-nucleotide messenger RNA. RefSeq lists its product as uncharacterized. NCBI's taxonomy places the organism in Eukaryota, Metazoa, Chordata, Amphibia, Anura, Dicroglossidae. The coding region runs from base 1 to 6825 and encodes 2274 amino acids. Gene Ontology annotation, molecular function: bicarbonate transmembrane transporter activity; secondary active sulfate transmembrane transporter activity; chloride transmembrane transporter activity. The transcript is spliced from 57 exons. The record is from RefSeq and is a predicted model, not a curated record. Gene Ontology annotation, biological process: transmembrane transport. Gene Ontology annotation, cellular component: membrane.